Messenger RNA from Dentiscutata heterogama, 935 nucleotides. Lineage: Eukaryota; Fungi; Glomeromycota; Glomeromycetes; Diversisporales; Gigasporaceae. The record is from the annotation of a GenBank genome assembly.
UUGAGGGAAUUUUCACACAAUUUAAACAAGAAACAGGCCGUUCGUAUGGUAGCUUUGAAUAUAUUGGUGAUCCAAAUUCAAAAUUGCUUAUAAUCACCCUUGGUUCAGGUUCAUUGUAUUUACAAAAAGCUAUAAAGAAAAGCUCUAAAGUCAGUGUAAUGAAAAUAAGGAUUUAUCGUCCUUGGUCAGAGAAUCAAAUUUUUGCUAAUAUUCCCAAAAAGAUUCAAAAAGUGGCAGUAUUAGAACAAGUUGUUGCACGUACUACUAAAUGGACACCAUUAUAUCUCGAUAUUGUUUCAGCAUUUCAAAAUCAAACUCUUUGGUCAGGUAAAGCGCCAGCUAUAAUCAGUGGCAAGUAUGGAACUGUUAAAAAAGAAUCUAUUGAUGAUGACGUUGUCUCGUUGUUUGAAAGCCUCGGGUCAGGUGAACUACGUCAGAACUUUGUUGUCGGAAAUGAUGACUCAACAUCUCGACAAUUAAAUGGUGUAAAUGGUCAUUCGAAUGAUAUUAUCGAAUUACCAAAUAUUGAAAAGCCAUAUAUCAAAAUGCUUGAAGAAGUUUUUAAAGAUCGUUUAUAUAUUGCAAAUUUUGGCCAUUCAGAUGUUGUUAAAUCAACUCCUGAAUUUGCAUUUGGAGUUUUGAUUGCUAAACUUCAAAAGCGCGCACAAUUUUCGGAUCUUGUUGCGCGUGCAGUGAAGGAUACUUCUAUUUCUAUUCCUGAGCCUUUGUUAAAAGCCUUAUCGCAAUGGCUUCUUUACCAAGAUAAUACCGAUAAAUCAAGGAAAUUUGGUGAUGAGGCUAUCGAGUAUCUUGCUCAAACUCAUGAUACUCAGAUGAUACUCUCAGAAAUUUAUAAUCAAAAGGAUCAAUUCACAAAACCUGCACAAUGGAUUAUUGGCUCAGAUGCAUUGACAUAUGAUAUUGGUGGAUCUGGU